AUGGUUGUCGGUGCUCUCGUCUGUAGGUUAAGUGGAUUCCUGAAAAAAUUCAUAGGACAAAAAAAUAUUUUACAGAUCUCCUGCUAUAUUUUUUACGGCGUUCCACUUUUAUCAACAGUAUUCUACGCGAUGUGCUUCAUAUCAUUGCGAUCGCAACGUUCGCUGGUACGUUCCGACAACACUAUGUCGUUACUACACCAAGCAGAAAGAGACACACUCAAGCAGGGAAUCGUCACCUCACCCUACUACGCUACACGCUCCAUGACACAUUUAAUAUACUGUAUUAGUUUUAAAUAUAGAAAUAAUAACAUAAAAAUUUACAGGUCUGCAUUUUAUUUCUAUCAAAAUCUGAAGUCGUUUGACGUAAAAAUUACUGGUGUAAAAGCUUCCCUCCCACAAACGCGCAUGAUCCAUUGUAGUGUAAGAAAAGCAAUUAGAUAUUUUUGUUUAUUUAUAAGCCUAGAAUGA
Angiostrongylus costaricensis is the source of this 468-nucleotide messenger RNA. The record is from the annotation of a GenBank genome assembly. NCBI's taxonomy places the organism in Eukaryota, Metazoa, Nematoda, Chromadorea, Rhabditida, Metastrongylidae.